AAGCGUCGUCCGUCCAUUCGGAUCCCACCAACGUCUCCAACCCAAACCCCUUCUUUUAUUACUCGCUCCCUCUCCGAUCUCUCUCGCCCUGAUCGCUCUCGACGAACCUUGCAUCGAUGGCCUCCUUCUUCUCCUCCUCCCUUAUAAAUUAACGAAAUCUUCUUGAUUUCGUCGGGUUUCUCCGACUGAUUCCGGCCGGCGGCCUCUUCCGCCAUUGCUCGUGGUAGCACUUGCGUUUCGGUUCUCAAGGCUUUCAGCUAUGGCAAUGAAAUCCUAUAGGUACCAGGCUGAGAUACUGGUUAAAGACUAUUUGCUAGCGGAUCCAUUUGUCCGGUAUACCUCUGUGCUUGGAGGCAUUUUUAUGUGUAAAAUGGCAUAUGAUUUUACACAGUUGAUUAGUUCUUUUUACUUCAAGGGGUAUGCUUCACUUACAAAGAUCCAACGGAUUGAGUGGAACAACAGGGGAAUGUCCAAUGCUCAUGCCGUUUUUAUCACACUUAUGUCAUUAUAUUUGGUAUUCUUCUCGGAACUAUUUUCCGAUAGCAUUGAGGGCCUGGUUACAUUCAGAAAUUCUAAUCUUUCUACUUUUACAUUGGGGGUAUCUGUGGGGUAUUUCAUGACUGACCUUGCAAUGAUAUUUUGGCUUUAUCCUUCCCUUGGUGGAAUGGAAUACGUUCUCCAUCAUGUGCUAUCUAUAAUUUCUAUAUCUUACUCUAUGUUGUCUGGGGAAGGACAGCUAUACACAUACAUGGUCCUCAUCUCUGAGACAACCACCCCUGGGAUUAAUUUAAGAUGGUUUCUUGACACUGCUGGAAUGAAAAGAUCUAGUGCAUAUCUUGUUAAUGGUGUUGCUAUGUUCUUCGCAUGGCUUAUUGCUAGAAUAUUUUUGUUUCUCUACUUGUUUUACCACAUCUAUUUGCACUACGAUCAGAUUCGGCAGAUGCAUACCUUUGGAUACCUCCUCAGUUUUCUGGUGCCCAUAGUAUUGUUUGCCAUGAACAUGAUGUGGUUUGGAAAGAUUCUAAAAGGGCUCAAGAAAAUGCUAGCCAAGCGGCAGUGAGAGUUGAAAUUCUGAUGUUCAUAUGUUACUGAAGUUCACACCUACAACGGUAGAUCCUUGUAAGUUCUCUUGUAAAGUACAAAGGUUUAGGCAAGGCGAAAGAAAGGAAAAUGACAAGCUAACUAGCAAGGGAAUUCGGAUUGUAUCUUUUUCAGUUUCAGCUCAGUUAGCAUACAUGAGAUUCUUAACCUGGUAUAUCUUCACAUGGAUAGCCACAUGGUUCAUGUUAUGCAUCAUGUUGUUCUUUGUGUCGUGAGGUUUUGGCUCAUGGAAUCAUGUACAUGACUCGUGAAAUUUGGUUCUAAGCAGAAGCUUGCAUCUCUAA
This is a messenger RNA of Musa acuminata subsp. malaccensis (wild Malaysian banana), 1385 nucleotides long. RefSeq lists its product as uncharacterized. The record is from RefSeq and is a predicted model, not a curated record. NCBI's taxonomy places the organism in Eukaryota, Viridiplantae, Streptophyta, Magnoliopsida, Zingiberales, Musaceae. Gene Ontology annotation, biological process: lipid homeostasis. Gene Ontology annotation, cellular component: membrane; endoplasmic reticulum.